AUGAGCACAUCUGGAAAUAAGGAUUUCCGCGAUCAGCUGGGAAAAUUCCGCUUGGAUUCGAUUAAUACUUAUACCCCAACCUGGCCUCAAGCACCUCCUGUUCAUCAUGAGUCUAUAGAUGUCUCGAGCCAUACUCGCAGUAAACGAGUAUCAACAGCCUGUGACUUUUGUCGCAAAAGGAAGAAGAAAUGUGACUUUCGAUACCCCAAUUGUUCCGCCUGCACCCGUGCCGGAGUCCGAUGCACCAUACCCCCACCCGGUCCUCAAAUCGCUAGCGCCUCUGUUCCCCGAGAUCAACUGGAGAAUCUGCAGAAACGAGUAAGAUGGCUAGAGGAGGUCGUACGCCGCAAGUCCGGCCUCUCUGUGGCGGAAUUGCCGACGGGGACACCAGUCGACAGCGAGGGAGAUCCGGAUUGGUGGUAUCAGGUACCCGCUAUGAUUGCGACCGUGGGUAAUCGUCCUACCUCAAUGCCGAGCCCUGCCGACAGUGGUGGUUCUUCUGUGACGGCAGGACCCUCGCAGGCAUCAACGGGAGUAGGCACCGAACUCCCUAACAUCGGCGAGAUCUUUCGCGAUCAGCUGGAGCAUCGCCGGCCGUCGGUCGCACGACCUUCCUCCGCGCCGAGAAUCAUGCGAUUGUCGUCGUUAGAGGAAGCGGAAAGGCUAGCCGGACAAUAUUUCGAUAGUGUGGGAUACCAAUACCCCUUCUUGUCUCGACCGGAGUUUAUGGCCAACCUGCGACAUAUCUAUACUGGUGGUGUUCCGUCGCCAGAAAUGCAUUACUCUUAUCACAUCAUCAUCGCCAUUUCGCUUCUGAUUGGGUCUGCGAACCCGAACCAGGCAGCUGAAUUUUACCAUGCCAGCCAGGAGACGCUCCCACUGGCACUGCAAAAUGAAGACUUGCCGGCAGUGCGGGCACUGCUGGGAUUGGCCUUGUAUACCAUGUUUGCGACGGCUGGCCCCAGCAUUUGGCACGUAUUGGGUGCGGCAAUGAGAUUGUCGAUUAGUAUGGGUUUGCACAAAACACGUUCGUAUCCUAGCAUUGCCGAGGAAGAGAUGGCCAAGCGUGCUUUUUGGAGUCUUUACAACCUGGAUCGCCUCAUCGCUAGCACCUUGGGUCGGCCACUUGGGAUUGCCGACGACGAUAUUAGCGUGGGUCUUCUGCGGGAACUCAAUGACGAUGAAACCGAAGCACCUGGCGCCAGCACGAUGACGAUUCCCUUGCAGGUGACGCGUCUGCGGCGGAUUUUUUCGCGCAUCUAUCAAUACUUAUAUAGCAGCCUGCCACGACUAUCACCCCAAGAAGCGACCGCCACGCUGGAUCGAUUCCGCCAUGAGGUUGAUGACUGGCGCAUGACGGCCCCAGUAUAUCCAUCCGCACUUCUCUACUCGACCUCUUAUUACGAUUAUCUCUAUUACACAACCCUUCUCUUGAUGUACCGCCCCAGCCCUCGUAAUCCGACUCCUGACACAACCAGUAUCAUUAGCUGUGGCGAAUCUAGUAUCCAAGUCAUUCUAUCAUAUUGGGACAGCUAUUCGGCCGGCAAGCUGAAAUGGAUCUGGUUAACACUGAGUCAAGUUUACUUCGCGGGUAUCACCAUUCUGUGGUGCCUUGAGCAGAAUGCGCGCUCGUCACGCGAGUCUCAGCCUGCGCCUUGGCACCCCGAAGAACAGAAGAUACGACGUGGUAUUCAGGCUGUUGUUGUACUCCUGGAUGAAUUCGGCAAGCGCCGGCCUGGGGUGGACCGGUUGGCAGAGACAUUCCGACACCAGACCACCGUGAUCUUCAGCCAAAUGGCUUAUCAGCAACAGCAAUUAGAACAGCAGCCACAUCACCAUUACCCACGACAUCAACCGCAACUACACCCACCGCCUCCACCACCUGCACUCCUUCCACCACAUCCACUGUCUUUGGCCGCACCCCCUCCGCUUCCAGUCCCACUCGCUCCCGUUCUCGACGACGUGUUACUCGUGGAUGGUAGUGGGACUGUCCCGAUUAUCGAUCCACAGAUGGCGGAACAACUCUUCUACUCCUAUAAUUGGUUCCAAGAGGAGAUGGCAUCCUACUAUACUCUUUGA
Molecule: messenger RNA, 2079 nt
Organism: Penicillium digitatum Pd1
Lineage: Eukaryota; Fungi; Ascomycota; Eurotiomycetes; Eurotiales; Aspergillaceae
Product: putative C6 transcription factor
Biological process (GO): positive regulation of transcription by RNA polymerase II; DNA-templated transcription
Molecular function (GO): zinc ion binding; DNA-binding transcription factor activity, RNA polymerase II-specific; sequence-specific DNA binding
Source: RefSeq, a predicted model, not a curated record